Paramecium sonneborni is the source of this 638-nucleotide messenger RNA. NCBI's taxonomy places the organism in Eukaryota, Ciliophora, Oligohymenophorea, Peniculida, Parameciidae. The record is from the annotation of a GenBank genome assembly.
AUGAUGAUUGCAAAUCAUUUUAAGUGUUUGUUGGUUCUUGCAUUAUUAGGAAUUUUCUGGAGUUGGAUGUUCAAAAUGGUCAACUAAUUUUAAUCAAAUAAUAUAAUGUUAAUUGAAUCUAUAAAAUAGAACUAACUGUUAUUGGACAGGUACUUUUGUACAAUUAUUAAGAUUAAUAAUUUAAAUAUAAAUAAUAACAAUUUUCAGAUGCUUCUAAAAUAGAUUAAACUAAUAAUAGUCAAUGCACCACUUUGUUAAAUAAUUGUAUUUUUGAUCAUUCUCAAGGUGGAUGCAAAAAUAGACCUAAUUCAAUGGCCCGCACAUCUCCCCCUAAUAUUGAUUAGUAAAGUACUCAUUAUGAAUGUUUUGUAUGGAAUCCAAAAUGUACAGAAAUAUUCUCUUUAGCUGCUGAAGGAUGUGAAAAAAAGAAUCUAAUUACAGAUAUUUUCAUUUGUAAAUUAACUCUAACUUAAUAUAAUAUACUAUUAUUAUAAUUCCUUAUGUUGAAGUAUGCUUGUUUCUUAAAAUAAUAUUAGUAGUUUUCAUUGUUAACAAUUAUAUUUAGGAUAAUUAUGCUAAUAUGCAACUCACAAUUGCAUCCAAUGGAUAGCAUACAUUUUCAUUUCUUACAAAAGUGA